Molecule: messenger RNA, 3882 nt
Organism: Saccharomyces kudriavzevii IFO 1802
Lineage: Eukaryota; Fungi; Ascomycota; Saccharomycetes; Saccharomycetales; Saccharomycetaceae
Exons: 1
Coding region: 1-3882 (1293 amino acids)
Biological process (GO): DNA integration
Molecular function (GO): nucleic acid binding
Source: RefSeq, a predicted model, not a curated record
AUGAACAUUAAAACUCAUGUAAAAGAUGGAAUUAUUCACGUAAAAAUGGAUGACUUAAUUGAUCAUCCUCCACAUGAUUUUAAAAUCAAUGCAAUACAACCAACUUCCUUUAAAAAAAUAAGAAUGAAGCCCAAAAUUAUAAGCUUAAAAGAUGCUCAUAAACGAAUGGGACAUACGGGAGUUCAACGAAUUGAAAACUCCAUUAAACAUAGUCAUUACGAAGAAAAUAUUGAUUUAAUUAAAGAACCAAAUGAAUUUUGGUGUGAAACUUGUAAGGUUUCAAAAGCCACGAGAAGGAACCAUUAUGCUGGAUCCAUGAACGAACACAGUAUCGAUCAUGAACCGGGUUCAUCGUGGUGCAUGGAUAUCUUUGGUCCAGUAUCAAACUCGAACUCGGAUACGAAAAGAUACAUGCUUAUUAUGGUUGAUAACAAUACAAGAUAUUGCAUCACCUCCACACAUUUUAACAAAAAUGCUGAAACUAUCUUAGCACAGAUCAAGAAGAAUAUUCAGUAUGUGGAAACACAAUUUGACAGAAAAGUCAGAGAAAUCAAUUCAGACCAAGGAACUGAAUUUACAAAUGAUCAGAUAGCAAAAUAUUUUGUUUCAAAAGGAAUUCAUCAUAUUUUUUCCGCUACACAAGAUCAUGCUGCCAACGGAAGAGCAGAAAGAUACAUCAGAACCAUUGUUACUGAUGCAACAACCUUGUUAAAACAUAGUAACUUACGUAUUAAAUUUUGGGAAUACGCAGUAACAUCUGCUACCAAUGUACGCAAUUGUUUAGAAAACAAGACCACAGGUCAACUACCCUUAAAGGCGAUCUCUAGUCAACCUGUUAAAGUGAGAUUCAUGUCCUUCUUACCCUUCGGAGAACAAGGAAUAAUUUGGAAUCAUAAACACAACAAACUAGAACCAUCAGGACUUAGUGCUAUAAUAUUAUGCAAAGAUCCUAAUAGUCAUGGAUACAAAUUUUUUGUACCAUCUAUUAAAAAAAUUGUCACUUCAGAUAAUUACACAAUUCCAGACUAUGCAGUGGAUCCAAUAUUAAGGAACACACAGAACAUAUACCUAGAUGAUCAAAGUAGAUCAGAUACCUUCAAUGAAGCAGAAAGCUCAGAUGCUGUUUCAAGAUUAUAUGAUGCAUUGGAAAAUUACGAAGAUGAUCAUAAACGAGUUACACUACUUACAGACUUGUUUACCACAGAAGAAUUAGCUCAGAUCGAAGUUAAUGCUAAAUAUCCAUCUCCUAGUGAUAAUCUAGAAGGAAAUUUAGACUACGUCUUCGCUAACAUAGAAGAAUCAGAAGAAGAUGAAUACGAUCAUGUGACAAACAUGGAUAUAGAUUCAGAUCUUCAAUUAAAAGAAAAGAUCACUACUGAAAGCGAUCGAAACAAAAUAAAUAAAUCAAGUACUACUGAUGAAGAUAUCCUCGAUGAAAAUGUUUAUAGAAUUCCCACGGCAAUACAAGAAAAUCUUGUUGGAAGCCAGAAUACUAUAAACAUCAAUAAUGAUGGUAAUAUUGCUAGCAGAAUGCAAAGGAAGAUCAGUGGUAAUGAAAUAAACUACAAAGAAUUAUCAGAUGAUGAGAGCGAUUAUAGUUCCCAUCAUCCUACAACUGACUCAGUUACAGUUACAAGAAAAAAUAAUAAAACAGAUAGUGUAAUCAUAGAAUCACAACAGGAACGAUCUGUUGAACCGUCUGUUGAAUCAGUUCAUGACACAGUGCCUCUUGAAAAAGGGAGCAUUGAAAGAAACGUUAAAUUUCGAAGUCCAGAAAAUGAAGUUGAUUUGAAAACAAACGAUAUGAACUUACCUAUAAAAACGGUAGAACGCGUCAAUAAUUAUCAUACUGAUGAUUAUUCAACAAACAAUGAAGACAAUAAUGAUGGUGAAAAUCAUCACCCGACCCCGCUUGAGAAUAGUGUGGACAACAAUAAUAAGGCAGGGACAUUAAACGACUCUAAUGAAAAUAAUUCAUCAAAGGAACAGAAUGAAAAGCUGGUAAAAUCGGAACAAAGUAGUGAAACUCAAGAGUCAAAUACUACGUUAGAAACCUCAAUUACCACAACUGAAACAGAUGACGCAUCAAGAGCAAUUGCUGAUAAAACUGCAUUCUUGAGUAAAACAUUUGGUUCCUUGAAUAGAAAAAGAAAGAGACACGUUGAAAACAAUAAUCCUGCUGGUCACAAAUUUGAAAGAGACAAAAAACGUCUAAAGAAAAAUAGAGUUAAAUUAGUUCCAGAUAAUACUGAAACAAGCUCAACACCGAAAAUUAGAGCCAUCUAUUAUAAUGAAGCUAUUACAAAAAAUACAGAUCUCAAAGAAAAACAUGAAUACAAACAAGCAUAUCAUAAAGAAUUGCAUAAUCUCAUAGAUAUGGAGGUUUUUGAUAUGAAAAUCAAGUAUAACAGGACAGAAAUUCCUGAUAAAUUAAUAAUUCCCACAAAUACAAUUUUUACAAAGAAAAGAAAUGGUAUUUAUAAAGCAAGGAUUGUGUGUAGAGGUGAUAUUCAGACACCUGACACUUACAACGUAAUAGCUACGGAAUCCUUAAAUCACAAUCAUAUUAAAAUCUUUCUAAUGAUUGCGAACAACAGAAAUAUGUUUAUGAAAACUUUGGACAUCAAUCAUGCGUUCUUAUAUGCUAAAUUGGAAGAAGAAAUAUACAUUCCGCAUCCACAUGACAGGAGAUGUGUAGUUAAACUCAAUAAAGCAUUGUAUGGUCUUAAGCAGAGUCCUAAAGAAUGGAACGACCAUCUAAGACAAUACUUGAAUAGUAUUGGAUUAAAAGAUAACACUUAUACUCCAGGAUUAUAUCAAUCCGAGGAUAAGAAUCUAAUGAUUGCAGUUUAUGUUGAUGACUGUGUUAUUGCAGCAGAUGAUGAACAAAGAUUGGAUGAAUUCAUAAAUGAACUAGAAAGUAAUUUCGAACUGAAAAUUACAGGGACCCUAAUAGAUGAUGUACUUGACACAGACAUAUUAGGAAUGGAUUUAGUAUACAACAAAAAACUUGGUACUAUUGACUUAACAUUAAAGUCAUUCAUAGAAAGAAUGACUGAAAAAUACAAAAAGGAAUUGGAAAAGGUUAGAAAAAGUUCAAUUCCACAUACAUCGACUUACAAAAUAGACCCUAAGAAGGAUGAACUCCAGAUGUCUGAUAAAGAAUUCAGACAGGGCGUUUUGAAGCUACAACAAUUACUAGGUGAACUAAACUACGUUAGAUACAAAUGCAGAUAUGACAUUGAAUUUGCUGUUAAAAAGGUAGCUAGAUUGGUAAACUAUCCUCAUGAACAGGUUUUUUACAUGAUCUACAAAAUAAUUCAAUAUCUCGCACGGCAUAAAAACAUUGGAAUACACUAUGAUCGGGAUCUUGAUAAAGACAAGAAAAUUAUCGGUAUUACAGAUGCUUCAGUAGGAUCAGAAUAUGAUGCACAAUCAAGAAUUGGAGUUAUAAUAUGGUACGGAAGGAAUAUUUACAAUAUUUAUUCCAACAAAAGUACAAAUAGAUGUGUAUCCUCAACUGAAGCAGAACUUCAUGCAAUCUAUGAAGGUUAUGCAGACUCAGAGACACUGAAGGCAACCUUAACAGAACUAGGAGAAGGAGAUAAUAGAAACAUUGUCAUGAUCACUGACUCGAAACCCUCUAUUCAAAGUUUAAACCGUAGUUAUCAACAACCUAAAGAAAAAUUCACUUGGAUAAAAACGGAAAUAAUAAAAGAGAAAAUCAAGGAGAAGGUUAUAAAACUGUUAAAAAUCACUGGCAAAGAAAACAUUGCAGAUUUACUUACAAAACCAGUAUCAAUCUCUGAUUUUGAAAGAUUCAUAAAAGUAUUAAAAAAUCAGAUAACAUCACAGGAUAUUUUGGCCUCAACAGACUAUUGA